Messenger RNA from Girardinichthys multiradiatus, 4261 nucleotides. RefSeq names its product polypyrimidine tract binding protein 2b (gene ptbp2b). NCBI's taxonomy places the organism in Eukaryota, Metazoa, Chordata, Actinopteri, Cyprinodontiformes, Goodeidae. Gene Ontology annotation, molecular function: mRNA binding. The record is from RefSeq and is a predicted model, not a curated record. Gene Ontology annotation, cellular component: nucleus. The coding region runs from base 130 to 1701 and encodes 523 amino acids. The transcript has 17 exons. Gene Ontology annotation, biological process: regulation of RNA splicing; mRNA processing.
GUGGCGUUGAAGUGCCUAAGGUUACUGUUUAUCGCAUGAAGAAGAAGCACGCCCAUUUUGCUUGCACUGUAAAUGUCGAAGUGUGCUGUGCUGGCAUAUCAGACAGACUGAAGAGGACAAAGAAACGCAAUGGACGGUGAUGUUGCAGUUGGCGUGAAGAGAGGCUCAGAUGAGCUCAGCAUGUACAGCAGCAGCCCUAACUCAAUGACAGCAAACGGUAGUGACAGUAAGAAACAGCGCCUGGAUGAGUCCCCUCCCUCCAGAGUGCUCCACAUCCGAAAACUUCCCAAUGAGGUGACGGAGACAGAGGUGAUUGCUCUUGGCCUGCCCUUUGGAAAGGUUACCAACAUACUGAUGCUGAAGGGGAAAAACCAGGCAUUUCUAGAGUUGGGUACAGAGGAAGCAGCCAUUACUAUGGUGAACUACUACACAGCUGUAACACCACAGGUCAGAAAUACUCCUGUCUUCAUCCAGUAUUCUAACCAUAAAGAACUGAAAACAGAUUCAGCUCUGAACCAGAGAGCCCAGGCAGUUCUGCAAGCAGUGUCAGCAGUCCAGGAUGGAAGCUCUCCAUCCUCGGACCAGGGCGUGUUGGAGCUCGCUCCACCCCCCAGCCCUGUGCUGCGAAUUAUUAUCGACAACAUGUUUUAUCCUGUAACGCUGGAUGUCUUACAGCAGAUUUUCAGCAAGUUUGGGACCGUGAUGAAGAUUAUAACCUUCACUAAGAACAACCAGUUCCAGGCUCUUCUGCAGUUCAGUGACCCUGUCAAUGCUCAACAAGCUAAACUGUCACUGGAUGGACAGAAUAUCUAUAAUUCAUGCUGCACUCUGCGGAUAGACUUCAGUAAACUGGUCAACCUCAAUGUUAAAUACAACAAUGAUAAGAGUCGUGAUUACACCAGACCCGACCUUCCAACAGGAGAUGGAGAGUCAACCAACAAGGAUCAUUCUUUAUUGGGUACCCCAUCUGGAGCGCUAGCUUCCUACUCCAGCGGAGGAGGUUACUCGUCAUCUCUUUCCCUCUCACAAGGUGGAGGAGCCAUCAGCCCUCUGAGUGCUGCGGCGGCGGCGGCGGCAGCAGCGGGUCGGGUCGCUCUCUCUGGAUCCGGAGUGUCAGGAGUCCUGUUGGCGUCCAACCUAAAUGAAGAGAUGGUCACGCCUCAAAGUCUCUUUACCCUCUUCGGGGUCUACGGUGAUGUUCAGAGGGUGAAGAUCCUCUACAACAAAAAAGACAGUGCUCUGAUUCAGCUUUCUGAUGGCAACCAGGCUCAGCUUGCAAUGAGCCACCUGAAUGGUCAAAAGGUGUUUGGCAAAGUGAUGAGAGUGACUCUGUCUAAACAUCAGACGGUAGCUUUGCCCAGAGAAGGACUGGAUGACCAGUUACUCACCAAAGAUUUUUCUGGCUCUCCCCUCCAUCGCUUUAAGAAACCAGGGUCUAAAAACUUCCAGAACAUCUUUCCUCCGUCUGCAACACUUCACCUCUCCAACAUCAGGGAUGGAGUUGGGGAGGAAGAUCUACGUCGUCUGUUUUCCAACACUGGAGGAAACGUCAAGGCCUUUAAAUUUUUUCAGGACCGUAAGAUGGCCUUGAUCCAGAUGUCGUCGGUGGAGGAGGCGAUUCAGGCGCUGAUUGACCUUCACAACUAUGACAUGGGCGGGAAUCACCAUCUUAAAGUUUCCUUUUCAAAGUCCACCAUCUAACCGGCACACCAAACCUCUAAACAAGAUCUUUGACUAGCAAAGAAGCCACUACCAUUUCUUUUUUUUUUUCCAUAAAUAUGUUUUUGUUUUGUUUUGUUGAAGUAUUGUAAAAUUAAUUCCACUAACUGUGUUUUUUCUUUCUUUUUAAAGCAGUGAAAAAAAGCCUUGCGCUCAGUUUCUGUUUAAAGGCGUUUCUGCUUUGACCUUUUCCUACAUUUUAACAAGCAGAAGACCACCAGCUGAAUGUUGUUUUCCUUUAGUUCUUGUAGGUCUAAAUCUACAACAGUGUCACUGUUGAGUUUUGUUACAGGUGAACAGAAGUAAAAACUAGUGAUUUUAAGCCAAUACUUAGUGCAAAGUGCUGUUUUGAUCUUGUGUUGCUUCACACAGAUAACCUGUGACUAUUCAGUUUCUGGUUCCCUUUGGAUUUUUAGUUGAGGUCUCCCUUCCUUAUUUUCUCCACAUUACGAUGCUUUAUAAAGACAUGCUUCAUGCUUUUUCCACCACUAACAUGUCUGGUCAGCAAAGUGUUGAGAUCAUGAUUGCCACAGUCUCAAUGCACUGUUUCACUUACGUCCAUGCUUUAAAAACAAAUCUACCACCAUUGGUAUGUAGAUGUCAGUGUAAAUCCUGGGGCGUGCAAAUGUUUUGGCACCUCUUAUCAAUAUUUGCCGAUUUAAUUCAAAAUAUGUUUUCGAUACCUGCAGAAAACUCCCUAAAGCACUCCGUAUAGCAUGAGCUCAAGGCAAGUUUUUAACAGCCCAAACUACGUGCAAAUACAUUGCCGUCCUGUGCUGAACUCUUCUAUAAGAUACUUAGAUUUUAGUUGCAGAUUCUGUAAAAUUUUAAAAAAUUUAGUGCUUUAAUGGAUCUAAUUUGGUCUUUUAUCAUUUAAAAUCUGUUAAAUACCUAACAGACUUUUAAUUAAACCUUUGAACCAAAACUUUGUAGAAACAAUACCACACUCUAAACUACAUAAAGUUAAAUAAUGUUAGCAACUUUGUAUCCAGAGAUUAGACCAUCUUUACCGUCUUCACAGAAACAAACAUAAUCAGAGACAAGCACUUCUCAACAAUUCUCCAGAAAGACGUUUUAAACCACAUUUUUAGAUAUUGCUGCACAACCCAGAGCUUUUUUUUAAUACCAUACAUAACUACUUUUGCGGGUCUUCAAUGUCCAAAAAGACUUACAUAAUUAGAGACCACCAGUACUUAAGUGUGUUGAAAUGUCUAAAUCAUAGGAAUCAUCUUGCUGACGUUUCAACAGCUGUACAGUUCAGUUUGUAGCAAAGAGCAUUUUCCUGAAGCCCAGCAGACACUGUGCCGUCUCAGAAAAAACUUACAGGACAUGAACACGUCACUGAGCUCCAUAUUGUAAAAUAUUGAAGGUAACUACUAAUUGUGGCAGUAAAAUUAUGUCCGGAAAUCUAAUGGGUUUCAGUCUAAUGGAAAACAAGUUAUAGGUGUUAACACUCCUGUUCGACUCUGAACAGACGACAACAAUCGGCUGGCUGUCGCAGCAACGGUCACAUCCUACCCCAUGAUUUCUCACAGAAUAUUUCUGACACUGCUCGUCUUGGAACAUCUUUGGUCUGGAGAACACUAAAUCAGCGGUCGGUCAGCCUGCCAUGAAAGAACCACCACAGAUUUUUAUACUAUUCCCUCUUACCAAAAGAUUUGGUCUAAAGCAGUCAGCUGUUUUACCCUGCUUUGGUUCAUGGCCUCCAUCUGAAGCUAACAGCAUUUGCUGAUGAUAGUUUGGUGUUCCUGGAUUGUUGUUUUAUUGCUGGAUGUUGAAUGUAUUGACGUCGCCACACUGCAGUCAUUACUGGGGAUCCACAUGAAGAGCUUACCAUGAGGGACAAAGCCUGUUCAAAUCGCAUCUCCUUUGUUUGAAAUGCAGCUGGAUGCAUGCUAAUGCUGUGUUUAAAUAGGGUUUCUACAUGUGAUUCUGCUUUUGAUCUCUGAUUUUGGGAGAUCUGUUGGGACCACAUGUGCCUUUAGUCUGUGAUCUGGUUUUACUGGUGAUACUUUAGUGUAUAGUAUAAACAGAUCAUUUAUGGUUUACCUUUAUGUUAGCUGGUUUUGUGGUUUAAACGUGUAAAAAGACCAUUUUUGAACGUUUGUAAAAUAAAAGCUCCCGACUGAGAACAGCUUUAACCUUCCAGUAACGCAGACUUCAACUGAUGCUCAGGAGGGUUCGGCUCACUUAUCAGAAGCUUUAUUCAUAAUUGUUGAUUUAAAAUAACAAACAAGAUGACAUUACAAAGCAGAGAUGAGCUCAAAGCUUGAGCUGUCUUUUAAAAUGAGGACAUCUCUAAAGUAGGUUUUUAUUUUCCCAACAUUUUACAUUUUCUCUCAUAGCUAAAAUUUUUAUUUUUGAAGAUUUAUUGUAAAUUUUCUACUUGAUUUAAGUUUGUUUUGUGAAAAGAUUUCAGACUAGCACAAAUUAAACUCGUCUUUUCUACCAACAAGCGCAAGUAAAAGUGUUUUUGUGUAUGAAAUUGAAGCCUUUGGUCUCAUCUGUAUCUAACCUAUAAUAAACUUGUCUGUUCUCACUC